AUGGAUAACUCGCCGGCCAAAGAGCCUGUCGAACGCGACGCGACAGCACACCAUGGAGUACACGAGCCUGACAUGAGCCACGAUCAGGCCCUGAAUGGGGAGAAGAAGAGGGAUCUCGAGGGCGGCAAUGCCUCGGAAGGCACUGAAGAGCCUCCUGCGGCGGCUGCAGAUGACUACCCGGCAGGCCUGACACUGGCUCUAAUUGUUGUGGCGCUGGCCAUGAGCAUGUUUCUUGUUGCUUUGGACAUGACAAUUAUCGCGACCGCUGUUCCCAAGAUCACCGACGACUUCCACAGCCUCGAGGACAUUGCUUGGUACGGCUCAGCCUUUUUCGUUACUUCCGGCGGCUUCCAGUCCUCGUGGGGCAAGGCUUUCAAGUACUUCUCCCUCAAGUACACAUACCUCGCCGCCAUCUUCAUCUUUGAGCUAGGCAGUCUCAUUUGCGGUGUGGCACCUACCUCAACGGCUCUCGUGGUUGGUCGAGCUAUCGCCGGUGUCGGUGCAGCCGGUGUCAGCUCUGGAACCUACACGCUCAUCGCCUUUGCCGCCCGUCCCGAGAAGCGCCCUGUUUUCGUCGGCAUCUUUGGGCUCUGUUUUGGCAUCGCCUCCGUGGUCGGCCCCCUGAUCGGUGGUGCCUUCACCGACAAUGUUACCUGGCGCUGGUGCUUUUACAUCAACCUGCCCAUCGGCGGUCUGUCAGCCUUCCUGGUCUUUCUCUUCUACCGCACGCCAGCGUGGGCCAAGCCCGCCGAAGCCACCUGGCGCGAGAAGUUUCUCCAGAUGGAUCCCGUGGGCACGGUGCUGGCUCUGGGCGCGAUCAUCGCCUACAUCCUGGCCAUGCAGUACGGCGGCCAGACCAUGCCUUGGUCCUCCUCGACAGUGAUCGGCCUGCUGGUGGGAUUUGUCGUCAUCACGGCCGUGUUCAUCGGCUGGGAGAUGUACGCCGGAGAGCGAGCCAUGAUGCCUCCCCGUCUGAUGAAGACGCGCGUCUUGUGGUUCAACGCGACCUGGGCCUUCCUCAUGAUCGGCGCUUACUUCGCCACCGUGUACUACCUGCCCGUCUACUUCCAGAGCAUCGACAACCUGAGCCCGACUGGGUCCGGAGUGCGCAGCUUGCCGCUGAUUCUGACCACCAGUGUUGCCAUUAUCAUCCUGGGAAUGACGGUCAAGUACUUCGCCGCCCGCACGAUCUACGUCAUGGGCUUCUGCGCGGCUGUCGCCGCCGUUGCGAUUGGCUUGAUGAUUACCUUUGACAUCGGCACCUCGCUCGGCAAGCAGGUCGGGUACCAGCUUCUUGCCGGCUUCGCGCUCGGCUUCCCUUUCCAGCUGCCUGUCAUCAAUGCUCAGACCCAGUCCAAGCCGGAGGACCUUGCCAUCGUCACUGCCAUCGUCAUCUUCUCCGAGACAAUUGCCGGCGCCAUCCUCCUCUCAGCUGCGCAAUGCGCGUUCGUCAACCAGAUGCUCAAGAGCAUCGUCCACACCGCCCCCGAAGUCGAGCCAGCCAAGCUCAUCGUGACCGGCGUUUCCGAGAUCCGCGACGUGUUCCCGCCCGAGCAGAUCCCCGGCAUUCUGCUCGCGUACAUGGACGGCCUGCGCAUCCCCUUUGCCAUCGCGACGGCGACUGCUGGUGCGGCUUUCGUUCUGGCCUGCGUCGUCCUCGUUCUUCCUAACCGCACCGGUAAGACGGCUACUGCGGCCGGACUCGAGUCUAGCAGCGCCUCGGAGGCGACCAAAGAGGAGCCAUCAAGUUCCAACUGA
Thyridium curvatum is the source of this 1758-nucleotide messenger RNA. RefSeq lists its product as uncharacterized. The coding region runs from base 1 to 1758 and encodes 585 amino acids. Gene Ontology annotation, molecular function: transmembrane transporter activity. Gene Ontology annotation, biological process: transmembrane transport. The transcript has 3 exons. NCBI's taxonomy places the organism in Eukaryota, Fungi, Ascomycota, Sordariomycetes, Thyridiales, Thyridiaceae. The record is from RefSeq and is a predicted model, not a curated record.